AUGGUACAGCGCCUUACUUAUCGUCGCCGCCUUGGGUAUAACACCCGCUCAAACAGAGUUAAGGUCAUAAAGACACCAGGUGGUCAACUCAGAUAUCUUCACAUUAAGAAGAAGGGAACAAUUCCAAAGUGUGGUGAUUGUGGUCGUGCCCUCCAAGGACUUCCGGCUCUUCGUCCCAGAGAAUAUUCUAGGCUUUCGAAGACCCAAAAAACCGUUCAACGUGCUUACGGAGGAUCUCGCUGCGCUACUUGCGUAAGAAGCAGAAUUCUUCGUGCAUUUCUUAUUGAGGAGCACCAA
Mitosporidium daphniae is the source of this 297-nucleotide messenger RNA. RefSeq names its product 60S ribosomal protein L34. The transcript has 2 exons. The record is from RefSeq and is a predicted model, not a curated record. Gene Ontology annotation, biological process: translation. Gene Ontology annotation, molecular function: structural constituent of ribosome. The annotation marks the transcript as partial. NCBI's taxonomy places the organism in Eukaryota, Fungi, Microsporidia. Gene Ontology annotation, cellular component: ribosome.